AAGCAUGGAGACCUAAUCAACAACAACAACAUAAUUCACCACAACAAUCACAUAGUCAAAGGCAACAGCUCAGUAUCUCACAUCAAGAAAUAAUGUCAGAUAGUCAUCAAGAACAACAACAACCAAGUGGUUCACAAGAAUUACAUAGUCUGCAACAGUCAUCUGUUUCACAGCUAUCUCAUUCAGAACAAUCACAGGAAACUGCUGUUGUUUUAAAAAAAAUUGAUUCAUUUACACAAAAUAUGCAUGAUAUGUAUUUGGCUCAAAUACCAAAACGAACUAACCAAAUAAAUAAAUUAGGUAGAAAUAUUAUUGUGGAAACAAAUAUGCUUAAACUCAUUUUUGCACAAAAUUUUCAAACAAAUAUUAUACAUUAUGAUGUAAUCAUAACACCAGAUAAACCAAAAUUUUUAUUAAGGACUAUUUUUGAAGAAUUUAGAAAAAAGCAAUGUCCAAAAAGAUAUCCUGCAUUUGAUGGCAAAAAAAAUGCAUAUAGUGCAAAAAUUCUUCCUUUUGGUGAUAAAAGUAAGGAAGAAGAAAUAAAAAUUGUCGAUGUUAAUACAGGAAAAGAAAGAAAUUUCAAAAUAUAUUUAAAUAAAGUUGCAUCUCUUGAUUUGUCAUGGUUAACAAGUCUAAAAUGUGAUUUGAUGGAUUCUGAAAAGAAUCAAAAAUGUAUACAAGCAUUAGAUAUUAUUUUACGUCAUGGACCUGCAUACCAUUAUACAAUGGUUGGCAGAUCACUUUUUCAACCACCAGAACCAGGAAGGAUUGUAUCAUUAUCAAAUGGAUUAGAUUUAUGGGUUGGUGUAUUUCAAUCUGUUGUAAUUGGAUCUAAACCAUAUUUAAAUAUAGAUGUUGCACAUAAAGGAUUUCCUAAAAGUCAAUCAGUUAUUGAUUUGAUGAAAGAACUAUGUAAUGUACAGGAUUUAACUCCAAAAGAUAUAGAACGCAAUCUUGUUAAUAUAAAUAAAUUUUUAAAGGGAUUAAAAAUUCAAUAUGAAUUACCUGGACAACCUACUACUAAAAGAACUUAUCGUGUAAAUAAAUUAGUUGAUUGUCCAAGAGAAAAUAAAUUUCAUUUGGAAGAUCAAACUUUAUAUUCGGUUGAAAAAUAUUUUUUGCAAAUUAAAAAAUAUUCAAUAAAAUAUCCCAAUCUGCCAUGCCUUUGGGUAGGAUCUCGGAAUAACUCAAUUUAUUUACCUGUUGAGUUAUGCACGAUAAUUGCCGGACAAGUUAUACACAAAGAAAUGAAUAAAAUUCAAACUUCUAAGAUGAUUCGUGAAACAGCAACUAAUACACAAAAACGUAAAGAAAAAAUUAUGAAUAGUUUUGCUAAGAUGAAUUUAAAUCAGCAGCCAACUUUAAUGAAUGAAUUUCAUUUUUCUGUAAAUGCAGAAUUUGAAAAAGUACCAGCAAGAGUUCUAAAGCCUCCAAAAUUACAGUAUAAAGAAAAAGAAGUUACUGUAUGUAAGGGAACAUGGAAAGCAGAAAAAUUUUUUAGUCCUUGUGUUUUACCAAAGAAUUUAUGGACUAUUUUAAACUUGGAUAAAUUCGUGCAUACUCAUGAUUUAUAUAAUUUACAUGAAAAACUACUUCAUGGUGGUAAGUUUUUGAACAUGGAGAUUGAAGAAGCACAAACUCCAUUUACAAAUUUAACUAUUAAAACAAAUAUUAGUAAUAUUAUCGAAUAUUUUAAAGAUAAAAAGAAACAAAAUAUACUACUUGUAAUAGUGAUACUUCCAAAUUUAGAGAAUGCAUAUAGUAUUGUAAAGCAAAUUUCUGAACUUCAAAUACACGAAGGUAUUGUAACUCAAUGUAUAAAAAAUCAAACUUUAAAAAAAUUAAAUGAUUCAACAAUUGGGAAUAUUCUGUUAAAAAUUAAUUCAAAGCUUAAUGGUAUUAAUCAUAUUAUUACUCCUACUAAUCGUCCAAAUUGUCUACAUAAGCCAUGUAUGAUAAUUGGUGCAGACGUGACUCAUCCAUCACCUGAUGCUAUAAAUAUACCCUCAAUUGCAGCUGUAGCAGCAAGUCACGAUCCAAAUGCUUUUAAGUAUAAUGUUGAAAUAAGACUUCAAUCACCGAGAGAAGAAAUAAUUCAAGAUUUGGAAGAAAUUAUGAUCAUUCAAUUGAAAUACUUUUAUACAACAACGAGACAAAAACCUCAGAAAUUAAUUUUUUAUCGAGAUGGAGUAAGCGAAGGACAACUUACACAAAUAAUGCAUAAAGAAUUAUUUGCAAUAAAAAAAGCUAUUGCACGUUUAGAGAAAUCUGAUGAAUUAAAAAUCCCAAUCACAUUUCUUGUAGUUCAAAAACGACAUCAUGUACGUCUUUUUCCAACUGAUGUGAAGAAUUCUGAUGAUAAAAAUUUUAAUGUACAAGCAGGGACUAUUGUUGAUACUGAAAUUACACAUCCAACUCAUAUAGAUUUUUAUCUUGUAUCUCAUACUAGCAUACAAGGUACUGCUAGGCCUACAAAAUAUAGAUGUAUAUGCAAUGAAAAUCAAAUGCCUGAAAAUGAAAUUGAACAACUUACAUAUUAUCUUUGUCAUAUGUUUGCACGUUGUACAAGAUCUGUUAGUUAUCCUGCGCCUACAUAUUAUGCUCAUUUAGCUGCUUUUAGAGCAAGAGCAUUAAUACACAAUAUUCCAUUGAAUAUAGAUAAUCUGCAAGAGGAACAGCGGAAAAAAAUGACCUUAAGAAUAAAUAAAAGUUCACCUAUGUUUUUUGUAUAAAAUAAAUGUAUUAUUUUAAUAUAUAACAUGUAAUAUGUAAUAUGUAAUAUUUUUGAAUUUUUUGAUUGCUAUUGAUUUAUAAUAGUAUUAUAUAACAUUUUUUUUUCAAAUAUAAUAAAAAAUGUUUAUAAUGAA
Apis dorsata (giant honeybee) is the source of this 2867-nucleotide messenger RNA. It is a transcript of the gene AGO2, whose product is annotated as protein argonaute-2. The record is from RefSeq and is a predicted model, not a curated record. NCBI's taxonomy places the organism in Eukaryota, Metazoa, Arthropoda, Insecta, Hymenoptera, Apidae. The transcript is spliced from 15 exons. Gene Ontology annotation, molecular function: RNA binding; protein binding. Bases 93 to 2732 code for a protein of 879 amino acids.